AUGUUUUUCCUGCUCCUUCUGGGUGCUUACGCACAGAACUGCACACUACUUCCAGGUUCAGAAGCUGGAGACCCAAAUCCAUCGCUAGUCAAAUGCUACAGACAAAACGGAGAGGCUUGCUGUGUAUCAGCUCAUGACCAAGCUAUCCAAAGUUCCUAUAGUAGCCUAUUUCCUUCACAAUGCCAGCGCGAAUACGACAACAUGGAGGAUUAUUUUUGUUUCGGCUGCCACCCUUCCCAAGGCCAAUAUACUUUUCAAGAUAAUAUGACUAUACUUCUGUGCUCGGGUUAUGCACGAAGUGUCUGGGGAGAUAGUUUGGAUAAACCUACGACAUCAUAUGAUAAUUGUGGGAUGUACACCUAUUGGAGAUCGAAUCCUCAAACAGUUAUCCCAAGCUUAGAAUGGAAAAAUGCUUAUGAAUUCUUCAAUGAGGUGAAACCUACUUUCUUUGAGAAUUAUACAAUCGUGAUUGUUGAGGGAGAUUUUUGCUAUAAUAAUGAAUGGAAAAUAGAAGCUAGGCUAGCAUUUGUGGCAAUUUGGCUAUGGAUUAUAGGAUUCUUAAUAUAA
This is a messenger RNA of Blepharisma stoltei, 567 nucleotides long. The record is from the annotation of a GenBank genome assembly. Lineage: Eukaryota; Ciliophora; Heterotrichea; Heterotrichida; Blepharismidae.